CUAUUACUAUCGCACAUCACUAAGGUAUUUCAUUUGUGCGUGGCCAUCACUUUAAUGUCAAAAGAAAAUUAUUAAAAACAUUUUAUCUAAUAUAAUAGUUUAAGUGUAUUGGCUCUAAAUAAUUACGUAUAACAAUGCCGGUUGCCGAUGAAAUUCAGUCUUCGUGGGCUGAUGAAGUGGAGAUAGAUCAGGGUGCACUACCACCCCCAUCAGAGGUUGUAGAGAAUGGAUUGAAAAUUGUUACUGAAUACAAGUAUGACAAUGACAAUAAGAAAGUUAAAAUUGUCAGAACCUAUAAAAUAGAAAAGCGUGUUGUGUCAAAGAGUAUAGCUAAACGUAAGACAUGGAGUAAAUUUGGAGAUUCGGCCAAUGACAAGCCUGGACCUAACCCAGCCACUACCAAUGUGUCUGAAGAUGUUUACAUGCAGUUCAUCACCAGCAAGGAAGAGAGCCAGCGCCCUGACGAUGGUGAAUUGGAUGGUCUCAAGCCACAAACAAGUAGUGUUAUCUUCAAGUGCAGAACUUGUCAAGGUGACCACUGGACCCUCAGCUGUCCCUUCAUGCAUUCCCAGCUGGCACAGGCCAAAGCCAGUGAGGCAGCUAAAGCUGCUGAUCCGAAAGCGCCGCCAAGCAACAAGUACGUGGCGCCGUUCAUGCGCGAGGGCGGCGCGGGGCGCGGCACGGGCCGGGAGCCGCCGGGCGCGCGCCGCGACGACGUGGCCGCCAUCCGCAUCUCCAACCUCAGCAACUUCGCCGUCGAGGCCGAUCUCGACGACCUCGUUAAGAGUUUCGGACCUGUCCAGAAGCUCUACCUCGCCAAGGAAAAGAGCACUGGACACUGCAAAGGAUUUGCGUAUGUGCACUUCAAAUUCAGAGCUGAUGCUGCAAAAGCUAUUCAAACUUUGAAUGGCCACGGAUAUGAUCACCUGAUCCUGAAUGUAGAGUGGUCCAAGCCUCCACAAAAUAACUAAAUUAUAUUUCCAAGAAUUUCAUUGUAUUUACGCAGUUUAUAAAUAAAGCUUAAUUCUUGUAAAA
Messenger RNA from Plodia interpunctella (Indianmeal moth), 1035 nucleotides. It is a transcript of the gene eIF3g1, whose product is annotated as eukaryotic translation initiation factor 3 subunit g1. Gene Ontology annotation, molecular function: translation initiation factor activity; RNA binding. Gene Ontology annotation, cellular component: cytoplasm; eukaryotic translation initiation factor 3 complex. The coding region runs from base 135 to 971 and encodes 278 amino acids. The record is from RefSeq and is a predicted model, not a curated record. The transcript is spliced from 6 exons. Lineage: Eukaryota; Metazoa; Arthropoda; Insecta; Lepidoptera; Pyralidae.